CAUUCCUUUCUACUCCGAGAGCUGUGCUCCGAUCCGAUCCUUAACCAACGGUCAUUCUCGAUUCCAACACGCUCGAAAAAAAAAAAUGGUCUCCUUCGCGGCCCUCGUUCUACUCGCGGCCUCGCUCGUCGCUGCCAUCCCGGCGCCCGACCCGACCCCAGCUCCCGUCGCGUUCCCGGAGCCGGACCCCCAGAACGACAGGGCCAACAACGGCGCAAACGGCAUUGCCAACGCCGCCGAUAUCGCGUUUGCUGAAGUCUUGGCCCAGGCCGGCAUCGGCGGUGCCAUCACCGAGGGCCCGGCCUUCGAGUCCGCCAGCGCCGCGGCGGCCCAGGCCAGCGCCGAGGUCGUCGCCGAGGCGAUUGCCGCCAACGAGGCCGCGGGCAUCGACAUCGACUUUGAGCUCGACGAGCUCGCCGCCCAGGAGCUGGCCAAGAUCCAGGGAGGCGGUAACGGCCAGGGGCAGCAGGGAGCCGGCAACGGCCAGGGGCAGCAGAGAGGGAACUAGGCUUGGAACUUCCUUUGUUCCACCAAAUUAUGUGCUUUUUGG
This is a messenger RNA of Gaeumannomyces tritici R3-111a-1, 550 nucleotides long. RefSeq lists its product as hypothetical. The record is from RefSeq and is a predicted model, not a curated record. The transcript has 3 exons. Bases 86 to 508 code for a protein of 140 amino acids. NCBI's taxonomy places the organism in Eukaryota, Fungi, Ascomycota, Sordariomycetes, Magnaporthales, Magnaporthaceae.